UUUACGGUAUAUUUUUAAAAUGAGACGGUAUCUUUCUGUAUAUUUCUGCGGGUCCGACAGUCACAUCACGACAGUCAAACCGCCAAUUUUUCGGCAUUAUUCUGGAAUUUUGUUUCAUAAACAAUACAGCAUGAAUUACCCCAGGAACACAUGCUCACCGAUUGUGCAAAAGAGCUUAGAUCUGCGACUCCACGGCGCCCAGGCCAAAAGAUACCUUAAAUGGUGCUCAUUCAACGUGGUCAUCCUGUCACUGCUCCUGUUCGACUUGUCUCAGACGUGCACGUCCUUGCGGCAGGGUUACUUCUUCAUGGCAGAGUGCUCCGUAGCCACUUUGACAGCCCUGAGCGCGGUGGCCUGCUUGGGCAAGUAUUUGUGGUUAUGGCUUAGAGGCGGCCAGGUGAUUGGGACAAAUGUGCAAAAGUGUCUAUUGGAUGGCUAUGAUGACAACUCUUUCAAAACCAUCAUCACACAGAAGGUGAAAAAGCCGCGUUGCUAUGAAGUAGACACCGAUUUUGAAGAUGACACGCCCAUUAUCAAUUGGCAUUCAUCGUUCGAGGACUCCUGCUGGGGUUCUCAAUCGCUGCGUCGCAGUCCGAGCAUCACAAGAACUCCCCAACAGCAUCAGCAUAUGCAGAAUGCUUCGUACAGCACCUCGCCGAUGAUGCAGAAUAGUUCCCUGAACGUCAGCAACUUCAGCGAUGACUCUCCCUAUGCAGAGGUGCGGCACGAUGACUUCCUCACAGAUGCCCGCCAGCUGCCUGCAUUGAUGAAGAAUGCCCGACGUCAACGGAGCAUCUUGGAGAAUUCAGAUGGGCCAAACGUUCAGCACACGAGCUCGGCUAAUUCGUUCUGGAACUGUUGCAAUCAACAGUUGAACAGGUUGAAAACAAUUUAUCAACUGGCGCCGCCGCCACCGGUCUCCACCGAAAACGCGCCCACGUCCAUUGAGGAGUUCAGCUCGUUCCAGUUUAAGGACAGUAACUCUGAAGUCAUCAAUCGCAUCUCCACGGACAAAUUGUCGCAGUAUGUGGCAAACCUCAGAAAUUGGAUCUCCACCACCAUACUGCAACGCCUGGUGAAGGAGAUCAACCAUGUGGACGAAAUGUUUCGGCAGCGUGGCCUCCACGACUUGAAAAUAGGAGCCGUGAGCUUGGAGCGUCUGCGAAAAACAGCCGAUAACCAACAAUUUGUACAGACAUGUGCCCCCAUUCUGCCCAUGCUGCUGCCCUUUCUCGAUACCUUCAGCAAUCAAGAAUAUUUGGUUCAACGCAUCAAGGAGCUUUCGCAGGGCUCCUGCCUAGCCGAUUUUCGCUGGAACUCUGGCAAUGCGCACAACGGCCAGGAUUGGGGCGAGCACUUGCCCACAGAUGCAGCUAUUAUAUUCCAUCUGUUCUGCGUGUAUCUGGACAGCCAACUGAUGCCGAUGCCCCAGGGAGGGGGGCGGCCCUUCCACUGCCGCUAUGUACUGAUGCGCGACGAAAAACGCUCCACCAAAGACAUUGUGAAUGCCGUGCACAACAAGGCGCACUGCGCCAUCCUCUGCAGCGGCAGCCCGCUCAAUCCCAAGUUCAAUUUUAUCAGCGACAAGGAACUGCACAACUGCGUAUACGACAGAAACAACUUGUUCUACGUCAUCAUUCAGUUUCUCAUCUACAUGCGUCAGCAACAGGAUUCGGCGCUCGAGGGAGUCAAUCUGGGGAAGAGUGGCAUCAACAUCAUGUGCGUUAUUGAAAACUGAGUCCGACUCUUCCAAAAAGACUGAGACUGACUGUUAUU
This is a messenger RNA of Drosophila pseudoobscura, 1776 nucleotides long. Its product is annotated as transmembrane protein 209. NCBI's taxonomy places the organism in Eukaryota, Metazoa, Arthropoda, Insecta, Diptera, Drosophilidae. Gene Ontology annotation, cellular component: membrane. The record is from RefSeq and is a predicted model, not a curated record. Bases 20 to 1738 code for a protein of 572 amino acids. The transcript has 5 exons.